Messenger RNA from Choloepus didactylus (southern two-toed sloth), 2635 nucleotides. It is a transcript of the gene ANKRD10, whose product is annotated as ankyrin repeat domain 10. Bases 221 to 1483 code for a protein of 420 amino acids. Gene Ontology annotation, molecular function: protein binding. The record is from RefSeq and is a predicted model, not a curated record. NCBI's taxonomy places the organism in Eukaryota, Metazoa, Chordata, Mammalia, Pilosa, Megalonychidae. The transcript has 6 exons.
GCCCGCUCAGUACACGCCCGGCUCGGCCGCCUGUGGGACGCAGUGGCCGCGGCGCUGCUCUCGUCGCCUUUGUGUUCGGGCAGCGGCAGCGGCCUGUCGGCUCCUUACCCGGGGCCUGCCCCUCUCAGGUCCGCCUGCAGCUUCGGGGCCCGGCUCCAGAUCUCUGCCGGCCGCGGGGCCGGCUUCGGAUGUUCAGCGGCGCGUUUGCCGGUCGCGAAUCAUGUCGGCGGCGGGAACGGGAACAGGGGUGGAGGCGGGCUUCUCCAGCGAGGAGUUGCUGUCGCUCCGCUUCCCGCUGCACCGCGCCUGUCGCGACGGGGACCUUGCUGCACUCUGCUCGCUGCUCCAGCAGACGCCGUGUGCUCACCUGGCCGUCGAAGACUCCUUCUACGGCUGGACGCCCGUACACUGGGCCGCACACUUCGGCAAGUUGGAGUGUUUAAUACAAUUGGUGAGAGCUGGAGCCACUCUGAAUGUGUCUACCACACGGUAUGCCCAAACACCAGCCCAUAUCGCCGCUUUUGGAGGACAUCCUCAGUGCCUCAUCUGGUUGAUUCAAGCAGGAGCCAACAUUAACAAACAGGAUUGUGAAGGAGAAACUCCUAUUCAUAAGGCAGCUCGAUCUGGUAGCCUAGAUUGCUUAAGUGCCCUUGUGGCUAAUGGAGCUCAUAUCGACCUAAGAAAUGCCAGUGGCCUGACAGCAGCAGACAUUGCACAAACCCAGGGUUUUCAAGAAUGUACCCAGUUUCUCUUGAACCUCCAGAAUUGUCAUCUGAACAGUUUCUAUAAUAAUGGCACCUUAAAUGGGGUUCAUCAGAAUGUAUUUCCUAAUCAUAUUAGUAUGGGAACAAAUCGAAAGAGAUCCUUGGAAGAUUCGGAAUCCAUUGGAGUAAAGAAAGCUAGAAUGGAAGCUCAAAGCUUCGAUUAUUCCAUGCCAGUAGUGAACAGUGAAACAGAAGAUGAUGCUGACAAAAUGCACAUUGAUAGAGAGUUUGCUGUUGUAACAGAUAUGAGAAACAGUAGCUCCGUAUCGAAUACAUUGACAAAUGGAUGUGUCAUCAAUGGACAUUUGGACUUCCCCUCCACGACUCAGAUCAAUGGGAUGGAAAACAGAAAUGACCAGUGCUUAACAGGAUCUAAUGGAAUUAGCAAUGGAUUAAUUCCAGGACUGCCAUUUAUGAGUAGCCAGGGUUCUCUCUCUGUUAAUGACACUGAGGAGCCAGAAAAGACUAUGAGCAUUAACUCUGAAAUGUGUGGGUCUCUGCACCUGAAUGGGAGUCCAAGUAGCUGUGUAGCUAAUAGACCUUCCUGGGUAGAAGAUAUUGGGGAGAAUUUGCACUAUGGACAUUACCAUGGGUUUGGGGACACUGCUGAAAGUAUCCCUGAGCUUAAUAGUGUUAUAGAGCAUUCUAGUUCUGUUAAAGUGGAAGAGAGAUACGACAAUGCUGUCUUGAGUACAAUGCACAUUUAUCAUGGCUCUUAAAAAUUAUGGCCUAUCUUUAAUCUGAAAUACAUUAAUCCUUCCUAUUAACCAAGUCAAAAUAUUAAUGUAGCAUUAAUUUGAAGGAAUGUCACAACUUGUACUAUUUUUUAUACUUUAAUUGACUGACAAAGUCAACCUUUUCUUUGACAAGGUAGUCCUAGUUUAUGCAUGAGUAGGGCUUAUUUAGUAUAUGGAUGUUUCUACAGUGAGGUGUUGGUCCUUUCAUAAGAUGCGCUUUUGGAAUUAAUUUUUCUGUCACCAAACUCAAUAUUUCCUUUUUAGUACUAUCAUCAGAUAUUGCUAUUUUUCCUUUUGUCAAAUUAAAUUAUAUCUGACCAAAAUAAAUUAAGAGGCUGUAGUAAGUGAGGUGCCUGGUAAUUUAUCUAUAUGUGCACAUGUACAUCAUUUUGAAGAGCUUGUGCUUCCUCUUUCCUGUUGAAUUUAUGACACACAGCUAUUUCCCUAUGCAAGGAACAGCCUUACAACACAUUUCUUGCAUUGAUCUAUAUGAAGAAAAGAGCUUUUGUCUCUUUCAAUGUUGUUUGAAGUUACCUUUGCAAUUUGCCAUGUGGUUUUAAUUAUAAACACAAAUAGUGUAAAACACAAUACUAUAAAUGGUCUUCCUUCUUUAAUGAUGUAAAGUAGAUCACUGCCUUGUUUGUUGAAAACCAAGGUCAGCCUAGGACUUACUUCUGAUUUAUUGCAUUUUUAUUCUGCACUUCCUACUUUGUCCUUAGAAUUUUUGCCACAGAUAAUGGCUUUCUUUAUAUGUAGUGGACAUUACUAUUUGUAGGAACUAUCAGGUCAAAAUGCUUAAUUAUUUUGACAUAUUUUUUUCUUAUUUUUAUUUUUUUGGGGGUUUUCUGCUUUAAAAUAUAUGCCAGUAUGUAUAUCCAGUUAGCUGAGAGAAUUUUUGAAUCUUGUAAUAAAGCUGCAUUAAGAUUACGGUUUUAUAAAAAUUAGCUUUUGUUUAGGCAACUAGUGGUUACACUGUGCAAAUAUUGUAAUGAAUUUGUACUUUUCUGAUUUUGUAAUAAAAAUUGGUGAAGCUAGAGAAAAUAUCAAAGGUAUAAACCAAUGUUCUAAGAGUGUUACUGACAUUUUGUUUUAAAACUAUCCUUUACAAAUUGAAUAAAAACCUCUUAUGCUCAA